This is a messenger RNA of Pogoniulus pusillus (Red-fronted tinkerbird), 2410 nucleotides long. RefSeq names its product transferrin (gene TF). The transcript has 17 exons. Gene Ontology annotation, cellular component: early endosome; recycling endosome; extracellular region. NCBI's taxonomy places the organism in Eukaryota, Metazoa, Chordata, Aves, Piciformes, Lybiidae. The record is from RefSeq and is a predicted model, not a curated record. Gene Ontology annotation, biological process: iron ion transport; antibacterial humoral response. Bases 87 to 2207 code for a protein of 706 amino acids.
UCCAGAGCCAUCACAGGCUUGGAGGGGACAGUCUGUGACCAAGGCUGCUGCAUCCCCCUCCCUGGAACCCGACUCCCUGCCCAAGUAUGAAACUCGUACUCUCGACUGUGCUGUCCUUCGGGAUAGUGGCUCUGUGUUUUGCUGCUCCCCCCAAGGCGAUCGUCAGAUGGUGCACAAUAUCCUCACCAGAAACGAACAAAUGCAACACCCUGAAGGACCUCAUGCAACAAGAGAGUGUUGCAUUGAGUUGCCUGCAGAAAGCAACAUACCUCGACUGCAUAAAAGCCAUUUCGAAUAAUGAAGCAGAUGCCAUUAGCCUGGAUGGUGGCCACAUUUUCGAGGCAGGCCUUGCACCCUACCAGCUGAAGCCUGUUGCUGCUGAGGUCUAUGAACAAACUGGAGGUUCCGCAACCAGCUACUAUGCAGUGGCCGUUGUGAAGAAAGGAACAGACAUCACCAUAAAUAACUUGCAGGGCAAGACCUCCUGCCACACAGGCCUGGGCAGAUCUGCUGGCUGGAAUAUCCCAAUUGGCACCCUCCUUCACCGGGGAGACAUCAAGUGGGAGGGCAAAGACUCAGGCUCCAUUGAACAAGCGGUGGCCAAUUUCUUCUCUGCCAGCUGUGUGCCUGGUGCCACCACCGAACAAAAGCUGUGCCGCCAGUGCAAGGGGGAUGCCAAAGUCAAAUGCUCCCGCUCAGCGCCUUAUUCUGGCUACUCUGGGGCUUUCCAAUGUCUGAAGGAUGGAAAAGGUGAAGUGGCUUUUGUGAAACACACAACUGUUCAAGAAAAUGCCCCGGGGGAGAAGGAUGAGUUCGAGCUCCUGUGCCUGGAUGGCAGCCGCCAGCCUGUGGAUAACUACAAAUCCUGUCACUGGGCCAGGGUGCCUGCUCAUGCUGUGGUGGCACGAGAUGACAGCAAGAUCGAGGACAUCUGGAGCUUUCUCUCAAAAGCACAGGAGAAAUUUGGUGUGGGCACAACCAGCAACUUCCAUCUCUUUGGGCCACCUGGCAAGAAGGACCCAGGCCUCAAAGACUUGCUUUUCAAGGACUCGGCUGUCCAGCUGAAGCGCAUCCCAUCAAUGAUGGAUUCCCAGCUCUACCUGGGCUAUGAGUAUUACAAUGCCAUCCAGAGCCUUCAGGAAGAUGAUCUGAACUCCAACCGCAGAGAAAACAAGACCCGGUGGUGUGCAGUGGGCAAGAAUGAGAAGAGCAAGUGUGACCUCUGGAGUGUGAUGAGCAAUGGGGAUGUGGAGUGCACCGUGGCAGACAACACCAAUGACUGCAUCAUUAAGAUCAUGAAAGGUGAAGCAGAUGCUAUCAGCGUCGAUGGAGGUUUUGUCUACACUGCUGGUGUGUGUGGCUUGGUGCCAGUGAUGGGAGAAAACUACGAUGAUUACAGCCAAUGCAGCAAAGCAGGAGGAGAACCAGCAUCCUACUUUGCUGUGGCUGUCGUGAAGAAAUCUGACAGUGGCAUCACCUGGAAGAACCUGCAGGGCAAGAAGUCAUGCCAUACUGCUGUGGGGAGAACUGCUGGCUGGAACAUCCCUAUGGGCUUGAUCCACAACAUGACAGGGAACUGCAAUUUUGAUGAAUACUUCAGUAAGGGCUGUGCUCCUGGGUCUCCCCGCAACUCCCGGCUCUGUGAACUCUGCAAAGGCUCAGAGGGGGUCCCACCUGAGAAGUGCGUUGCCAACAGCCAUGAGAAAUACUAUGGGUACACUGGAGCCUUACGGUGUCUGGUCGAGCAGGGUGAUGUGGCCUUUAUUAAGCACACAAUCGUUGAAGAAAACACUGAUGGCAAAAAUAAAGAAGACUGGGCCAAAGGUCUGAAGAUGGACCAGUUUGAGUUGCUGUGCACUGACGGCCGACGGCAGAACGUCAUGGCUUACAGGGACUGCCACCUGGCCAAAGUUCCUACCCACGCUGUCAUCACACGUCCUGAGAAAGCCAAAAAAGUCCGUGAGCUGCUGGAGAGGCAAGAGAAACUCUUUGGAACAAAAGGAGUGGCAAAUGACAAGUUCAAGAUGUUUGAGUCUCAAACCAAGGACCUUCUCUUCAAAGACUUGACCAAGUGUCUGAUCAAACUCCGUGAUGGAAUAACAUACAAGGAAUUCCUUGGAGAUCAAUACUAUGCUUCAGUAGCUAGCCUCAACACCUGCAAUCCAUCAGAUCUCCUCCAGGUGUGCACCUUCCUUGAGGAAAAGUAGUGAGAUGUGAAGGACCCUUGCUGGAAGGGAAGGAAACCUCAAGCCAUGACUCCUCCUGUGCCCUCAGCACCAAACACCGACCCACAGAGGGCCCUUUGCCUUCACCGCUUUUUCUGCCCUUCCUCAUCACUCUGAAAGUGGCUGUUUGAGACUUUACUGUUCUCUACUGCUAUCACAGCAAGAAAUAAAAUCUCAGAUCUAAA